AUGCUACGGGCUGAACUGGACGCUCUACCCAUUGAAGAGUUAAUAGACUUGCCGUACAGUAGCAAGAAGCGCAUGGUGGACCGUCAUGGCAAUGACCGGCCCGUCAUGCAAGCAUGUGGUCAUGACAUGAAUAUGGCGGCGCCUCUCGGUGCGGCUGCCCUGUUGCGGGCUGCAGCCGCGGAAUGGAGUGGCACUCUUCUUAUUGUUUUUCAGCCCGACGAGGAGGAGACGGGAGGAGCGCAGGCUAUGAUUGAUGAUGGGCUAUACAACCUCGUUCCAGUGCCGGACCUCAUGCUGGCUCAACACGUGGUUCCCUCAGCGACAGGUUCCGUAUCUAUCCGCUCCGGCCCGGUGCUUGUAGCUGCAGACUCCAUACGUGUUCGAGUUGUUGGCGGUCCAUGCGAAGGGACUCUAAAUCCCCAGCAAUGUGUGGAUCCGGAUCCUAUCCCGAUCGCGAUGCGCGUUGUUCUUGGACUUGAAGACGCCGUGAGGGCUGAAAUCGGGCCAGGCAAAGACGCCACGAUUGCUUGCUGGGGUUUUCAUGCCGGCGAACCGGGCAAUGACUAUGUUGCCUACGCUGACAUUCUCCUUGACGUAAAGACGAUGGAAGUCGAGGUUAGACUACAAGUGCACGAAUUCAUCAAGCGCCGGUUUCGAGAGGCGUGUCGCGAAGCUGGUAUGCCUCUGGAACCAAUAUUCGACAUCAAGGUUCGUGCUCCUCUUACGAGCAAUGACGUGUUAAUAUCGGAUGCGGUUGGAAAGGUGUUUAAACAAAUGUUUGGAGACAACGCUCUGGAAAUGGAGCUCACACGUGCGUGCGAGGACUUCUCGACACUUGGAGGCGGUUAUAACGUGCCUUAUGCGUACUGGAACUUUAGGGGAAGUGGAAAUACGACCGGAGGCGCCAUCGCUACAAACCACUCCCCCUACUUUGCUCCCAUUAUAGAGUCUGGUCUAGGGUGUAAAAACGGGUACCCCUGGGCACCCGUGGGUAUCUAA
Messenger RNA from Metarhizium brunneum ARSEF 3297, 999 nucleotides. It is a transcript of the gene hipO, whose product is annotated as Hippurate hydrolase. Gene Ontology annotation, molecular function: hydrolase activity. The record is from RefSeq and is a predicted model, not a curated record. Lineage: Eukaryota; Fungi; Ascomycota; Sordariomycetes; Hypocreales; Clavicipitaceae.